CGACACAGAUUAAUAUUCGUGUUUGUGACUUGGGUCGUGUUUGCGCUUCGACAGUGAUUGAACCAAAUACUCCCUAUUUAAAAAUUCUUCGUUACUUAUCACAUUUCUAAACCAUCAAUACAACUUCAAAAUGAGUUCUCGAUGCCGUCAGAACUAUCAUGAAACCAGCGAAGCUGAAGUGAACAAGCAAAUCAACUUGGAGUUGUCUGCUAGCUACGCUUAUUUGUCGAUGGCCUACCAUUUUGACAGGGAUGAUGUUGCAUUGGCUGGGUUUUAUAAAUUUUUCAAGAAAUCCGCAGAAGAAGAGCAAGAACAUGCUGAAAAGCUGAUGAAAUUUCAGAACACUCGCGGCGGUCGCAUUGUAUUGAAAGAUAUAAAGAAACCUGAUUUUGAUGACAUUACAUCACCAAUAGAGUCAAUGAAGAUUGCCUUGGACUUGGAGAAAAAAGUGAAUGAAGCAUUGUUUCAUUUACAUGAGGUUGCUGUUACCAACAAAGAUGAUGAAAUGGCUGAUUUUAUUGAAAGCAACUUUCUUCAUGAGCAAACUGAAGGCAUCAAGAAGUUGUCUGACUACAUUACCAAUCUUGAGCGUGUUGGUGAUGGACUUGGUGUGUAUCAAUUUGAUAAGCUUACUUUGGAUGGUGAUGACAACUAAAUACUUUUUCCUCCAUACAAUUUUUCAUAAUUAAUCUUGACCUUUUGGAACAUCAACCAUGUAAUCAUUUUUGCAAGUUAAUAAAAAGUUUCAUAUAA
Molecule: messenger RNA, 753 nt
Organism: Xenia sp. Carnegie-2017
Lineage: Eukaryota; Metazoa; Cnidaria; Anthozoa; Malacalcyonacea; Xeniidae
Product: soma ferritin-like
Exons: 5
Coding region: 131-655 (174 amino acids)
Biological process (GO): iron ion transport; intracellular iron ion homeostasis
Cellular component (GO): cytoplasm
Molecular function (GO): ferrous iron binding; ferric iron binding
Source: RefSeq, a predicted model, not a curated record